AGCUUUGGAACGCUCAGCUGCUUGUGAAGCCAUGGUGAACAAGUCUCUGAAGAAAGCCAAGCAGGGCGGAAAGAUCGUCCAGGGCGAAAACGAUUCGACGAUGCCCAAGUCGCCGAAGUCUCCCAAGGCAUCGCCUAAGGUCACGCCGGUCACAGAGGACGCCCCAAAGCCGGCAAAUGAGGCUAAGGCGAAGGGAAAAGAGAAGGCAAAGAAGGGGACACCUCCGAAUCCACCAAAGCAAGGAAAGGCUGAACCGCGACCUCCACCCACCGAAAAGGAGAGGGCAGAAGCAACCAAGAAAGCCAUUGCGCUCAUCAAAGAAGGCCUGCUGACGAACCCCAAGGAGCAAGAGAAAGGGAAUCCUUACAUUCCGGACGGCUGGGCCAAAGAGUGGAAGCCACUCCUGGGGAGCUAUCGCAAGUUCGUUGAGACCUGCUCUUGCUUCCGCAUCGAGCAGGGCAUGCAGCCGGCCAUGUACACCAUUCACUUGGUGGAUGGUGCAACCGACACCCAGAAGGCCUUCUGGGAGAUCUCUCUGGAAAAGGCCUGGCAGCUUUUCUCCAAGAACCACGAGGCGCGGCGGAUGAGCCGCGAGGCUUUGGGCACAGCGAGCCUUUGCCAUCUGGACUCGACCAAGUUCGUGGCUGCUGCCAAGGCUAUGACUCAGAAGCCCGUGCCCGCCGAGAAGCCGGCGGGUGAAAAGCGAAAGGCAGAGGCUGAGGCCAAGACGCCUUCCAAGAAGAAGGCCAAGGCCGCAAAGAAAGGCAAAAAGGCGGCAGGCGAGGAUGAGGAAUGAGCCCCAAGGAUGCUGAAACUGAGAGGUUCCGCGAAAGACUCAUUUUUGGCCGAAUGAUUUAUACUAUAAAGUGCGUUGAAGACGCACGGCGCGAGAGGAAGAUAGCAACUGAAAGC
Effrenium voratum is the source of this 912-nucleotide messenger RNA. The record is from the annotation of a GenBank genome assembly. Lineage: Eukaryota; Dinophyceae; Suessiales; Symbiodiniaceae.